AUGGAACUAGAAAGGCUAUUCUUCGAACGUCAUUAUGAUGAAGAUGUGGCUUUGACCACGGGGACUCCAAUAUUCAUAGGAUUAUAUGGCGAGCCUACAGUUCAGAGUAGGUUUGAGCCAGAGGAGGCAGGAUUCCGCCUCCUGCUUCCGUUUGCACUAGGGAAUGUUUCUCGUGAUGAUGGGGCGCGAGUGAGCGAUGGUAACCCAAUUGCGCCGGGCUCGUUCACGGCGCUUUUCCAACAUGGCUGCCAUCAUCCCUUUGGAGGUGAGCACCGCUCGCAGAGGAUGGAAAGGCUAUUCGACUAUUGGACCGAACUGAUCGAAAAUGGUGUAUGGAGAGUUGGUGAUGAGGGUGUGAAAGGAGGCAUUGAAACGUUCCGAGAUGCAGAUAGUGGCGCCUGGAGAGAUUACUGGAUUCCACCAGACUGGUAG
Penicillium brasilianum is the source of this 432-nucleotide messenger RNA. NCBI's taxonomy places the organism in Eukaryota, Fungi, Ascomycota, Eurotiomycetes, Eurotiales, Aspergillaceae. The record is from the annotation of a GenBank genome assembly.